Symbiodinium sp. CCMP2592 is the source of this 5595-nucleotide messenger RNA. The record is from the annotation of a GenBank genome assembly. Lineage: Eukaryota; Dinophyceae; Suessiales; Symbiodiniaceae.
AUGAACAAAGAGCAAUGGGAGUUCCUCCUGGGAAACUGGCAAGAUUGCCGAGAGAGUGGCAAAUGCUAUGCAGUCAGCUGGGCAUCAAGCAACUCCGACUGCUUGACUGUGAAGACGAUCACAAAAGGCCGCCGUGGCUUCAUGGUCCGCGCGAGCUACGACCAGAAACACGAUUGCUUGCACUGGCCAAGUAGUCGGAACGGGGGCUUCACGUUGAGCCUGGCAGACUGUGGCGAUACCGUGAGGUGGCGCUACAAGUCCACUCAAGAGCCAGCAAAUGAGUGGAUGCGUGUCCAGGAGGUCGGAGAACGAGCUCAGCUUCAGCGUAAGCGACCGCUCGAAGACGAGCCAGGCGACGCUGACACUCUCUGCGAAGUGCCUGCUUCGAGCCUGGACCUGGAGUCGUUGGAGCUCGACAAGGGUCAUGUCUUCUUUCAGAUCGUGACCUGUGGCAAAGAUCGCUACAUGAGCCAUCACAUGCAGGAGCAGGCCAUUGUCUUCGAUGUCAGGAAUUUCAAAGAUCCUGCUGCCGGUAAUCUGAAGCACCACGACGGACGCCACGAUGAGAUCAUCGAUCGGAUCCGGCGGCACAGUGCCUUCCCGAACUUGGUGGUCAGCCUGCGCACCCGGAUUGCCCAGGAGUUGCAGCGUUCAGGAUCGACCUCCAUCAAGGUUGUGUUUUACUGCAAGUCUGGACGCCACCGCUCCGUGGCCUUUGGAACCAUGUUCAAGUACAUCCUCCUCUACGAGGACUUCCGCAACGUGAAGCUCGAACAUGAGGGCAACUAUGAUGGUUUUGUGUGCUGCAGCUGUGACAGGUGCACUAGCACGACUGCACUGCGCCUGAAAGCGUGUGAAGAUGCCCUUCGAGACUGGAAGCGGAUGAGCGCAGUGGCACAGGCUCGGAAAGCACAAUCAAGUCACAACAGGCAGAUGAAGGCUGUGAAGACCGAUGGAAGCGCCCUCCGGGAUGCGUUGGCAGACGUUGGUCAGGAAAAGGAGGACAUGGAAGUGGAGCUGUCGCGACUCAGAGACACCGUGGGAAGUGCUGCGGCCGAGGACCGAGGGCGCCGAGAGCGCCUCGCCGAAGCCGAGGCCACCCGCCAGGCCUUGCUGCAGCAGGUGGCCUUGGAAGAGCAAUCGCUCAACCAAGCUGAAGCCGCAAAUGCCGAAGCCAGCGGGACGCGGGCCGACGCCAUCAAGGAGGGUCUUCAGCAGGCACGGCUUGCGCUGAGCCGGGCGGAGCAGGAGGCGGCUCAAGUGUCCGAGGAAGCUCAGGAGGCACUGCGGACCCUGGAGGCUCUCUGCGCGGAGAGGACGCGCAUGAAAGGCGAGACCGGCCCGGAGGCUGCGAAGCGCCGCGUACAGCUCACAGAGGCGCUCACCAAAGAGGAGGGUCAGCUCUCGGCAGAACAGGAGCAGUUGAAGGUGCAAUCCAAGUCAGCAGAAGAGAAGCUUGACUGGUUAAGGCACUUGCGUGAUGUUCAGGAGUAUGCUCGCUCCGCAGCUAAGGAGUCAGCGAACAACUUUCGAGUUGCAUACACCGACAUUGCCAAGUCCUCUCGCUCUUCCACUGCACGGCCAGCGGCGGGGACCUCGGGGACUUCUCCAGCGCCCGAGGCAGCGAACCGGUCGGCACGCAGGCUUUCGCGGCAUUUGGAUGAUUUCCUGCGCUUCAUGGCGGAGGUCGUUGCCGUGGGUGAAGCCCAUGAAGAGACAUCGCAGUUGCCACUGCAGCAGAUGGUGAACCUGAACUUGCCAGCUGUGCUGAAGGAGGCCUACAUGGGAAAGUUCGUCCAAAGUGACGAUGGGAUGAGUCAAGCACAGCAGCUGGACAGCUCCAAAGAGAAGCUGAAGGUUCUGAAGCGUGAGCUGAAUGAUGUUGGCCAUCAGAACGAGACUCAGAGUCUGACAAAGGACUUGGCGGAGCUUCGAAGGCAGAUCGCCGAAGGCGAGGCCAAGAGCCGCGAGGACCGGCAGCGAUGUGAGGAGGCCCAGCAGCGCCUGCGAGAAGGUUUCAAGAAGGCCGGCUACCGCCGCAACGAGGCCCAGACGCACGCGGUGCAAAAGGUGCAAAGAGAGCUCGGAUCUUUCGAACGCGAGGUUGCCCUUUUGCGUCGCGAGCGAGAUGCCUUGAAGGCAGGAUCAAGUGUUUGGUUUGCAGGCUGGUGCCUUGAAGGCCCAGACUGUAUCGCAGUCUUGCAAGUGGCAGGCCCUGCCUUCCUCCUCGGCCGGCGCAACUUCCGGGCACUCGCAGUGUCGGCGCUCUUGCUCGUGCUGGGCGGUCGCAAAGGAGAGCACUACCAGAACGACGUGUGGCGCAGCACCGACGAUGGGCUUCACUGGGAGGAGGUCUCGGCCCACGAAGAAGGCAGGUCGCAAGAAGGCGGCGUCACCGUUCGAAGAAAAUGGUGCGGCAGGGAAGCCUUUGGGGCGGCUGCUGGAUGUGUUGCAGGCUCAAUGCAGGGACUUGUCUACAUCGCAUGUGGGCUGGGGCCAGCCCGCCCGAUGGAAGACGUCUGGGUCUCGGAAGACUUCGGCCGCAGCUUCGUCCGCACCUGCGAGAUCGGGCCCUUCGGCCGCCGCGCCAGCCCUGGACUGGCGGUAAGUCCGGGCAAGCCGCAGCAGGUGGUGUUGGUCGGCGGAGGCUGGAACUCAGCUCCCGAGCAUUGGGACUGUUGGAUCUCCUCGAAUGUGGGCGAGACUUGGACGGAAAUCUCCACGCCUUCAAACGAGCUUCCCAGGCGGCAGGUGGUUGUAGCCUUUGUUGCUUCCGCGCUGCUGGUUCUGGGCGGGCACAACCGGCGAGAACCGGUUGUGGACGCACAUCUUGCGACGAUAGAUUGGUUUUCUGGCACUGCGAUCUGGCAGCCCUUGACGUACAAGCGCGGCUCCUCUGAGGAGGCUGUUGAUGAAUGGCUUCCAGGUGAACUGCCUUGCUUUCUGAGCCACUGCUCCGUGGUUGAUGCACAUCAAGGAAAAAUCUUUGGCCUUACAACUGGCGCAAGCUACUUGGUGGGAGCACUCGAGCCCAAAACGGGCGUUUCAGACUGCCCCAGUCUCCGUAUUGAAAGCGGGCCGCUGCAGAAGCUUCUCCCUCGCAUCGUGGCCUCCGAGUCUGUGGUGUCCCCGAGCGCACUCGGUGGUGGUCCCUUGCAGCAGCGGCUUCACAUACUGUUGCCAGCGGAUGUAAGACGGCUCUACAUCCUCGAGGGUGACGAUGCCGGCCAGCUCGUAGCCACGUGCAGCGCGAGGGAGCGCCGACGCCAGGAGCGGCUGCUCCGGCCCAAAGCAUCUCGCCUGAAAGGCAAAUGUGGCCUGGUGGAGCUUGCCUAUGGAGCUAUGGGCCAAAGUUCUCCUUUUCCUGCCGCCUGGAAGCAACGCUACCAUGCCCUCGUGGAAGAGUCGGGUGGCAGAACGGCAGUGGAGGAUCAUGGCGUCAACGUCCGGUACGGAACCCCGCGACCUCUUCACAGGCCCGGUGGCUCGCCGCCACGGCGACCAGCGGGACAAGCUUUGGGAGGCAAGACCGAGAUGUCCAGAAGUGUGGAAGGGCGCAUCGACGUCAACAAGAGCGUCGACGAAGGCAGGCCGGACGUUGCCAAAGUUGCGACUGAAAGCGGUCGGCCGGAACUCUCCAAGGGCAUCGAGGAAGGUGAGUCAACCGGAAGACAUUCACCUGAAGGCAAAGCUGACAUGCGAGCCAUCAGCGAAGGAAAAGCUUUAGCUGACAAAGAUGCAGCUCCAGAAGAUUUCGCGGUGCCAGCAGGAGGCAGUGCUGAGGGGAACCGAAGCACCGACGAUGGCAGCCGAGAUGAAGUCAGGGUCAACGAUGGAGGGGCGAGCCCUUCAAACAAAGACUCAGAGAACGUCGACGACAAGGAUAUUACGUCUGUGACUUCCGCCGUCACGCCGGUGGCAACGCCGGCAGCAGUAUCACCGAUUCGGACGGUCUCAGAGACACCGCAGGCUGUCCCGGCCGCGGCAAACAGCAUUGCAUCCACCACGCCAGUGCAGGAGGCGACAGCCGUACGGCCUGUCGAGGCCUCGCCCAGCUCCCCCGGGCGCAGCUCUCGUGCACUUUCGACACCGUGGGGUGAGAUGGAGGCAGCCAAACCCGAGUCCACGCCGCAGUCGUGCUCGGAACUGGCCAGCCCCUCGCAGCUGAAUUCGGCACUGGCAGAGAUUCGUCGCAGCGAGGCCUUGUCCUUGUCCACACCGCCGCUCAGCCCUGGGCAAAGCGUGUUGAGGCUUGAGGCAGCUCCCUCCGUGCCGGCGGAGUCACGACUGCCGUCCCAGGUUGAGACGGUUGAGGUCAGCAGUCCGGCAAGGAGCAUUCGGCCGGCGCUGGCAAUGUCCUGGGCAGAUAUGGAGGCAGCGGCGCUAGAGCCGCUCGAGCCUUCGCCCAACUCCGGUGCCUCGGAGCCUCAGAGCCCCUCGGGGCCAUCGCUCUCCUCGCCUGGCCUUCUGCGAGCGAAGGAGGAGGCGGAGCCCGCUGGCAGGCCCGAGCCUGCUCUGCAGUGCCAGUGGCAGCCGCAACCGGCACCGGCGCCGCCGGCGCAGCCUGUGCAGCCGACAAGUGCCGAGGCCCAGGCGAGCCCCCUUUGGGAGCCGGUCACAGCCGUGCCCAGGCAGGCGAUGCCGCAGAGCAAUGGAUGUUGCCUCCAGACCCUUUCGCCGCAGCUGGUGGCUUCCCAACCGGUGCAGUCGCUGCAGCCAAUGCCGGUCUACCAGGCCCUCCACCCCGGCCGAAUUGGCAGCAUAUCGCCGACCUCACAGACCUUCCAAACGGACGGCCGAGUUCGCGUGCCAUCGCCUCCGCCAGUUUAUCUGGCACCGGCCCGGGCCCACAGCCCCGUCACCGUGCGCACGAGAUCACCCAGUCCGCACGCGACGGAACAGGUAUCGAUGGCGAUGAACUGGACACACAUUGGACGCGAGGCAUCCCAGUUUGCGACGCUUCCAGAGUUUCCCGCUCCGGCUCUGCCAACGAGCCCGGCUGUUGCCGUGAAGGCCGGCACCGCACUUCGGAGACCCUCAGACUUUGCUCUGAGCCCCCGCGCCUUGUCUCCCAGAGGGCUGGACACGUCACCAGGCAUCAGUAGUCGGCCCUCAGAUCUGUCACCGGGGACGGGGGCUGACUCGGACAUCUGCAGCAGCAGUGAUGUCUCGCGGGAUGUACUCGGAAGUCCUGUCUCUGGAGGCUUAGUCGACGACCCGUGGCUUGGCCUGGCGGUGCGGUCGCCGCUCAGGAGCCCCGGCAGAGAGUUUCGGGAUGUUGCGCGACCGGCUCAUUCUGGACCACUCCGCAGACCGGUUCCUACAAUCAGCAGCCCCGAGUGGGCGGAGCAGGCUGCGGGAGGCAAGCCUGUCCUGCCAGCUCCGCAGCUGCCAGCUUUGGAGGAGCUUUUUGCCCAGAAUAUGCGGGAGCAGCGAAGGGAGGAGCGCAAGCUCCGCCAUCAGCGACGAGAGCCGCGGCAGCAGAUGCAGAGGACAGUCCAUCCAUCCUUCGAGGAGGUCCCCAACGGACUCUGUGGCUUCGGUCCGAAUCCUGAUGAUGACGACUACUUCUAUGGCAAGCACGUGAGUCUGUGA